Messenger RNA from Mirounga angustirostris (Northern elephant seal), 702 nucleotides. RefSeq names its product ENY2 transcription and export complex 2 subunit (gene ENY2). Gene Ontology annotation, molecular function: transcription coactivator activity; chromatin binding. The transcript is spliced from 4 exons. Gene Ontology annotation, biological process: poly(A)+ mRNA export from nucleus; positive regulation of DNA-templated transcription; regulation of transcription by RNA polymerase II. Gene Ontology annotation, cellular component: nuclear pore; DUBm complex; SAGA complex. The coding region runs from base 221 to 517 and encodes 98 amino acids. NCBI's taxonomy places the organism in Eukaryota, Metazoa, Chordata, Mammalia, Carnivora, Phocidae. The record is from RefSeq and is a predicted model, not a curated record.
AGAACUCAGAAACCGGCUUAACCAGUGAAAUAUAUAAGCUCAUCUAAGUACAAAGUUUAGAGCUCGAAGUUGCUUCGGUCUCCACUGGGUCCAAGCACCCAAAAAUUGUUACCAAGAAUAUGUCUUUCUUUUUCUUUCUCAGCUCUGUUUUCUUCUGUGUUCGCUUUAUUCCCAAGCAGACUCUACCCACAAGGUGGCAGAGAUUAGCAGUUCAGAGUUCAUGCCCUCUGGCUCAGACUACCUUUCUCCUAGUAGUUCCAGCAAAGUACCUGGCGUGAUUACCAUCUUACUUAGCCUCAAAGAGUUGCUGAGAGCUAAAUUAAUUGAAUGUGGCUGGAAGGACCAGUUGAAGGCACACUGUAAAGAGGUAAUUAAAGAAAAAGGACUAGAACACGUUACUGUUGAUGACUUGGUGGCUGAAAUCACACCAAAAGGCAGAGCCCUGGUACCUGACAGUGUAAAGAAGGAGCUCCUACAAAGAAUAAGAACAUUCCUUGCUCAGCAUGCCAGCCUUUAAGAUUGGAUGAGAUUGUGUUGUUUUGUGGUUUUAUUUCUGAAAGUAAAACUUGCCAUAAAUUAGGAAUCAAUUUCCCAAAAUAAAAUCCUUUUUUGUAUGAUGGUAUACAGUUUUCAGUAAUGAUGUAUACAUUGUAUUGAUUUUUUCCCUAAAUGUGUUAUUUUAAUAAAUAUCUCAUGAAUGAG